Telopea speciosissima is the source of this 4175-nucleotide messenger RNA. Its product is annotated as ubiquitin C-terminal hydrolase 12. NCBI's taxonomy places the organism in Eukaryota, Viridiplantae, Streptophyta, Magnoliopsida, Proteales, Proteaceae. Gene Ontology annotation, molecular function: cysteine-type deubiquitinase activity; cysteine-type endopeptidase activity; protein binding. Gene Ontology annotation, cellular component: nucleus; cytosol. The record is from RefSeq and is a predicted model, not a curated record. The transcript has 31 exons. The coding region runs from base 177 to 3626 and encodes 1149 amino acids. Gene Ontology annotation, biological process: protein deubiquitination; regulation of protein stability.
AUUCCGAAUAUACCCCUCCUCGAAAUAAAACUCGGUUAUUUUCCGAAAAUAUUUUUUCCGUUGUCUCGUUGCAGAGUCUCCUCACCUCUCUCUCUCUCUCUCUUUCUCGUCUCUGCAGUUCACCGUCCUCCGCCGUUCGCAGAUUCGUCGAUCGGACGACCCAUCUAUCACUAUCAAUGACUAUGAUGACUCCUCCACCGUUAGAUCAGGAAGACGACGAGAUGUUGGUACCUCAUUCGGAUUUCGCUGACGGUCCCCAGCCAAUGGAAGCAGUUGCGCAAGCGGAGACUGCCAGUACAGUUGAGAACCAGCCAGUCGAGGAUCCUCCGUCUUCGAGAUUUACGUGGACGAUUGAUAACUUUACUAGGUUGAACGCUAAGAAGCACUACUCUGAAAUUUUCUUUGUCGGGGGUUAUAAAUGGCGGGUGCUCAUUUUUCCCAAGGGAAACAACGUGGACCAUUUGUCCAUGUAUCUAGACGUUGCUGAUUCGGUGAAUUUGCCUUACGGAUGGAGUAGAUACGCUCAAUUCAGCUUGGCUGUGAUUAAUCAAAUCCAUAACAAAUACACAGUUAGAAAAGACACACAACAUCAAUUCAAUGCUCGAGAGAGUGACUGGGGUUUUACGUCGUUCAUGCCUCUCAGUGAACUGUAUGACCCUGGUAGAGGAUAUCUUGUGAAUGAUACGGUUAUAGUUGAAGCUGAGGUUGCUGUCCGAAGGGUUGUGGAUUACUGGACCUAUGACUCGAAAAAGGAAACAGGUUAUGUUGGACUUAAGAACCAAGGGGCAACCUGUUACAUGAAUUCUCUUCUCCAAACUCUCUAUCAUAUCCCCUACUUUAGAAAGGCUGUUUACCAUAUGCCAACAACUGAGAAUGAUAUGCCAUCGGGGAGCAUCCCUCUGGCUCUGCAGAGCUUAUUCUAUAAGCUUCAGUACAGUGACAAUAGUGUUGCAACGAAAGAGCUGACCAAGUCUUUUGGAUGGGACACAUAUGAUUCAUUCAUGCAACAUGACGUCCAAGAACUUAAUAGAGUUCUUUGUGAAAAGCUGGAAGAUAAGAUGAAGGGAACUGUUGUGGAGGGUACAAUACAACAGUUGUUUGAAGGGCACCAUAUGAAUUAUAUUGAAUGUAUCAAUGUGGACUACAAGUCUACAAGAAAGGAGUCAUUUUAUGACCUUCAGCUUGAUGUCAAAGGCUGUCGAGAUGUUUAUGCUUCUUUUGACAAGUACGUGGAAGUUGAACGCCUUGAGGGUGAUAACAAGUAUCACGCUGAGCAACAUGGACUACAGGAUGCUAGGAAGGGUGUCCUGUUCAUUGACUUUCCUCCUGUCCUUCAACUUCAGCUAAAACGGUUUGAGUAUGAUUUCAUGCGGGACACUAUGGUUAAGAUAAAUGACCGCUAUGAGUUCCCUCUGGAAUUAGACCUUGAUAGAGAGAACGGAAAAUAUUUGUCCCCUGAAGCAGAUCGGAGAGUUCGCAACCUCUAUACCCUUCACAGUGUUUUGGUUCACAGUGGCGGGGUGCACGGUGGACAUUAUUAUGCUUUUAUCAGGCCAACCCUCUCUGACCAAUGGUUCAAGUUUGAUGAUGAACGGGUAACAAAAGAAGAUGUGAAGAGGGCCUUGGAGGAGCAGUAUGGUGGAGAGGAAGAGUUACCACAGACAAAUCCUGGCUUCAAUAACACUCCGUUUAAGUUUACGAAGUACUCCAAUGCAUACAUGCUUGUAUAUAUACGUGAAAGUGACAAAGAGAAAAUAAUUUGUAACGUGGAUGAGAAGGAUAUAGCUGAACAUCUUAGGAUAAGAUUGAAGAAAGAACAAGAAGAGAAGGAGCACAAGAAAAAGGAAAAAGCAGAGGCACACCUUUAUACCAUCAUAAAGGUUGCACGAAAUGAGGAUCUUGUUGAGCAGAUUGGGAGGGAUAUUUAUUUUGAUCUUGUGGAUCAUGACAAAGUCCGGAGCUUCCGUAUUCAAAAACAAAUGCCUUUUACUCUUUUCAAGGAGGAGGUUGCUAAAGAAUUUGGCAUACCAGUGCAAUACCAGCGCUUUUGGCUGUGGGCAAAGCGUCAAAACCAUACCUAUCGUCCAAACCGGCCAUUGACUCACCAGGAAGAGCAACAAUCUGUUGGACAGCUGAGGGAGGUUUCAAAUAAAGCGCAUAAUGCGGAGCUCAAGUUAUUCUUAGAAUUGGAGCUUGGACUGGAUUUGCGUCCUAUUCCUCCACCGGACAAGACAAAAGAGGAUAUUCUGCUUUUCUUCAAGCUAUAUGACCCUAAGAAGGAAGAGCUCCGGUGCUUAGUGUUUCCUGCCCUCCUACUGUUGUUUUCCCAAUGCAAAAAUCAUUUUUUUUGGGGGUGGGGGAUAAACCAAAUGACAUGGUUUUUUUUUUUCAGGUGCGUUGGAAGGAUUUUUGUUAAGGGUACUGGCAAGCCUGUGGAUAUCUUAACAAAGCUUAAUGAAAUGGCUGGCUUUGCCCCGAAUGAGGAAAUCGAACUCUAUGAGGAAAUUAAGUUUGAGCCUAGUGUCAUGUGUGAACACAUUGACAAGAAACUCACGUUUCGAUCUAGCCAGCUUGAAGAUGGGGACAUUAUUUGUUUUCAGAAAUCUCCUCCUGUUGACAGUGAUGAACAGUACCGAUAUCCUGAUGUUCCAUCGUUUUUGGAAUAUGUACAUAAUCGUCAGGUUGUUCAUUUCCGAUCUCUAGAGAAGCCAAAGGAGGAUGAUUUUUGUCUGGAGCUAUCAAAGCUUAACACAUAUGAUGAUGUUGUGGAAAGAGUUGCUCGCCAACUUGGUUUGGAUGAUCCAUCCAAAAUUAGGCUUACAUCCCACAAUUGUUACUCUCAGCAACCUAAACCCCAACCAAUUAAGUUCCGGGGGGUAGAGCAUUUAGCAGACAUGCUGGUCCACUACAAUCAGACUUCCGAUAUCUUGUAUUAUGAAGUAUUGGAUAUUCCUCUGCCUGAAUUGCAAGGUUUGAAAACUUUGAAAGUUGCUUUCCAUUCAGCCAUAAAGGAUGAGGUGGUCAUUCAUAGUAUAAGACUUCCAAAACAGAGCACAGUUGCAGAUGUAAUUAAUGACCUAAAAACUAAGGUCGAGCUGUCUCAUCCCAAUGCAGAACUCCGAUUGCUUGAAGUUUUUUAUCACAAGAUCUAUAAGAUCUUUCCCCCUAGUGAAAAGAUAGAGAACAUAAACGAUCAAUACUGGACAUUGCGAGCUGAGGAGAUUCCUGAAGAAGAGAAGAACCUUGGUCCUCAUGACCGCUUGAUUCAUGUUUACCAUUUCACAAAAGAUACUUCCCAAAACCAGAUGGUUCAGAACUUUGGAGAGCCCUUUUUCCUAAUCAUUCAUGAAGGCGAGACUUUAGCUGAAGUUAAAGUGCGUAUACAGAAGAAAUUGCAGGUUCCAGAUGAGGAAUUCACUAAGUGGAAAUUUGCAUUUUUGUCAUUGGGUCGUCCAGAAUACCUUCAAGAUUCUGACAUUGUAUCCAGUCGUUUUCAGAGAAGAGAUGUCUAUGGAGCUUGGGAGCAAUAUCUUGGACUGGAACACUCGGACAGUGCUCCUAAAAGGGCUUAUGCAGCUAAUCAGAACCGUCAUACAUUUGAGAAGCCGGUAAAAAUCUACAACUAGGUAAAAGCUGACGAACCUCCGCCAAAGCAUUGGCUGAACCCUAUAGCCUUCAGUGCCAUGUGUCGGUGUGAAAAUGGGGAAAGAAACCAGAAAAGAGAGGAUUCUGAAAGGAAAACAAAAAUUGGAAGCCACCAUUGAGGUGGUGUCUGCAGGGUUUGGUAACUGAUUUUGUAGCGUAUGUAUUCUUUAUUUCUAGUGUGGGUAGGGGAGAGACUUCCCUAAUGCGGUGUGUUUCUUCUGGCAUCGGCGACAACCCCGUCAAGUUCGCUUUUGCGUUCGUUUCUCUUCUGUUCUUUUCUGAAGGCCUCUUCUCACGUGCGAGGUCAGUGGCCAUCAUUAUUUUCAGUGUAAUUUAGCAGUACAUAAGAAGAUUUUGCACUAGGGGUGUAUACAGGGUAUAGUUUCGAUGUCAGUUCACAUUUUUUGUUUCAAUUCUCUUUUUUACCCUGUCAUUAGAUGGUGUCUUAGGUGAUUCAGGGGUUGUACAGUGGUUUGUUGAUGCCGCUGAUUCUGGCCUUUCAGUUUGUGUAAAAGAAAGUACCUUUACCU